UUCAAACCACAUUGCGUUUCAGUGUCAGCAGCACACAAUGAAGACUGUAGUUUUAAGCGUACGGAGCGCAUCGUUUUAUGGCAUUGAAAAAUAGUCGACGGAUAUGUAAACAGUGAACUGUUUGACCUGACCUUGAGAGAUUGAGUUGUAUUUUGGGAAACGACAACUAAUUUCAUCAAGUAUUGAAUUUAUAAUGAGUAGACGUUAGAAUUCAGAUUUCGCUUAGUUCUUUACGCUGCAGCUGUUUUCUCUACAAAUUAUAUAUGCACAAUAUAUAACAAUACACAUAACAGACGUCACCGCAGCGCUAUUGUACUUGUAUAGCAACGGCAGGCCUACGAAACGAUGGCUGCGAGAUGCGCACGCAGUGUGAAGAUCUAUUUCAAAUCAGUCUGCGUAAGAUUAUCGAUUUCCUGCAAUAUUCUUUCUACGAAAAUCGGUGCGUUUGCUUAAAUUGAAACUUUUCACAUGCAAAUACGCCAACUACUUACGGCGUGCGGUGAGAGAACUCUUGAAAGUGAGUGAGUAUUUUAACGACUCAGAACCUUACAGCGCUUGGCUGCGUCAACCGGACUUUAUCGCUGCACAAGUCGGUAUUUUUCUAUUAGCGGGCUUUGAGACGUCCUCUUCACUGAUCGCGCUCAUAUUAUACGAAUUGGCAAAGCAGCCGGUGAUUUAACGAAAAUUGAAAACCGAAAUUUCAACGUAUUUCGAGAUCCACCCAAUGGCGGUGAAAGUUACAAGCAGUUGUUGCAUAUGCCUUACAUGCAUAUGGUGGUCGCAGAGGGAUUGCAUCUAUAUCCAACAGCACCCUUUAUUAAUCGUGAGUGUUUGCCGAUUGGCGAGCAGCAGACGUUAUGGUAUGGGAAGGGGAAAGUACUUCAGCGUACACAGAGCUGUGCCGGCAUAUAUUUCCAUUUUGGGCUUACAUAGUGAACCAAAGGUGAGUUCAACAAAUGGUGGAAAUACCUAGCUAAAUGUAACAUUAAAGAAGAGAUGGAAAUUUGAUUUCGCUGACGUGAUCUCUAGAUAUCGUUUAAUCGCAAUGCAUUUAUCACGAACGCGAGGACGGUGAAUACUAAUGAAAUUAUAGAAAGCUUCAUAUUGCUGGAUCGUUUGUUGUACUUGAAGGAGUUAGGUUGUGCAUAGAGCUAUAUUGUGACAGUAUUGGAUGCAAUAAUAUCACCGAGAUGUUUUGGCUUUAUGGCUUUGAAUGGCGCUGCUAGCUGAUGACCUUGAUUUAAUGCCUACAUAUACACAUACAUACAUACAUACGUACAUACGUACAUACAGAUACCGACAUACAUGUAUCUGUGUAAUUACACUCAGCCGGUCGUAAAACCGCUUAUUGACAAUUAACUGUAUAUGAUAUCAUAUUUUAUUGCAUUGUUGUACAUACAUAUUUACACAGUGCAAAUAAAUUCUUAUUAUUUACAUCUACGACAAUUUGAUUGAUAGUAUAAAAAAUGGCAAUGUUUUAUAUAUGACGAGCUUAAGUAGCAUGCAAAUAGCAAGACAUUUUAAUUAUUUGUUUAACUUCGUGCACACACACACACACAUACUCACACCGCAUAUGCGUGAGCGUAAACUAGUCAUUAAUUACUUAUAUUAAAGAUAAUGAAUUGUCAAUUUGAAUUAUAUUUUCGGCUUAUUCGAAAUUUUCAUAAAACUAACAUACAUAUAAUACAUAUUUACACCCUUAUUUACAUUUAAAAAUCUCUUAAAAUGUAUGUUUUAGGCAGAAAAUAAAAGCUCAAACCAGUAGUACUAGCAUACUUAGUGUUAUUGUGGAGGCGCGUCACAAAAGGGCGUCAGAAAUUAAACGCUUCCUUUAUAAAUAAUAUUUUACGUAAGAUAAAUAUAUCUAAAAAAAAACGAGUAUUCUGAAAGAUAAUAAAGUGGAAGCUUUAUUUUUUUUUUUUAAUUUUUAAUAUAUUUCUAUCGCAAUAAUUAACGGUUAAAAACUAUAUGAAUUAACUCAACCUACAUUCUUUAACAAAAAAUUUAUUUGAAUUUGUUUGAACGCUUGCAAGAAAAUAAAAACAAUAUUUUAAACUUUUUUAGAAUUGAAAAUUUAGAACAAAAAACAAUAAUUUUUUAUGCCUUAUACAAAUUUUUUGCAUGAAAAAUAUUAAACUAGUUUAUUUUAAUCUUUGAAGAAAUAUCGAUUCCCUUUGAAAAAAAAAUUUAAAAAAGGCGGCUUUGACAGCUAUCAACUGGCCACCACACAAGUAGGCGAACCAACUAACAUUAUUAACGGUUUUUAUAAUAACUUUUGUUUAAAAAAAAAAUACAUGUAAUAUCACUCUCUCCUUCUCGCUCGUUUAUUUUUCUGCUACCUGUUCUCCUUACCCCCUACAAACUUUAAAAGCAGUGCUUAUAAUGCUGUCGGUAGAUACUACUUGCCUCUUGGCGACCCUUUUGGCGUUGGUCUACAUUUGGUGCCGCUAUACAUAUGGCUACUGGAAACGUAAUAAGGUGCCCUAUAUGACGCCAUUGCCACCGAUUGGCAAUAUGGAUGUUUUGUUUACAAUGAGGAAUAGUUUCUAUCUAUAUCUAUCUGACGUUUAUAAGGAUGCGAAAAUGUCAAAGGCCGCGGCAGUUGGCAUUUAUAUACUCACUAAGCCGGCAUUAGUGUUACGUGAGCCGGAACUUAUUAAAUCUGUGCUAAUCAAGGAGUUUCCGAAGUUCAGCAAUCGUUCAGCUGGCUGUGAUCCACACGAUGAUGCUUUGGGCUCAAAUAAUAUGUUUUUCAUACGCAAUCCACAAUGGAGAGACUUGAGAUCGAAAAUAUCGCCGACAUUCACAACGGGAAAGAUCAAACAAAUGUAUCCACUAAUGACUGACAUCAGCAUAGAGUUAGAAACCCAUUUGAAUUCGUAUGCAAAGACUGACGACGCUUUCGUAACCGAAGUUAAAGAGGUUUGUGCGCUCUUUACCACCGAUAUGAUUGCUACCAUCGCUUUUGGUGUGAAAGCUAAUAGUCUUGUAAAUCCGAAUGGCGAAUUCCGCACACAAGGACGAAAAUUGCUAACCUUUACAUUCGGUCGUGCCUUUAACUUCUUCGUCGCUUUUUUCUUUCCGAAUUGGGUUACUACAUUGCGCAUUAAACUUUUUACGCCGGAGUUCAGCUCAUUUUUACGUGGCACGAUCGAUCAUGUGAUGGCGUUAAGAGAGAAGAGCAAAGCGAAGCGUAACGAUCUUAUCGAUGUGUUGGUAAGCCUGAAAGAAGAGGCUAUUGCGAAAGGCGAGUACAAUGCUCAGUUACAAGAUGUGUUGACAGCACAAGCUGCGGUAUUUCUAUCAGCUGGUUUUGAGACGUCAUCUGCGACGAUGACUUUUGCGCUAUACGAGCUAUCGAAACGACCCGAUUUGCAAGAACGUCUGCGCAAUGAGAUUUGUGAAGCUCUCCUAGCUGAGCAGGGUACAAUUUCAUAUGAGACUAUCAAUAAUCUACAAUAUCUGGGUAUGGUAGUGGACGAAGUGUUGCGUUUAUAUCCAGUACUACCUUAUCUCGAUCGCGAACAUCUGCCGAAGAAAGGAGAAAAUCAAUUCGAUCUUAAACCGUAUUACGAUUACACAGUGCCAAUCGGUAUGCCUAUUUAUAUACCAAUCUUCGGCAUACAACGUGAUCCUGAGUAUUGGUCCAACCCAAACACUUUCAAUCCUGAACGCUUCAGCGCCAAGAAUAAGAAAACUCAUAAGCCUAUGUCCUAUUUUCCGUUCGGCAAUGGACCACGUAACUGUAUUGGUAGUCGGAUCGGUUUGCUGCAAACGAAGAUGGGUUUGGUGCAUAUAUUGAAGAAUCACUAUGUGACCACUUGUGAGAAAACGCCGGCGGAAAUCACUUUCGAUCCACUGUCCAUAGUUUUGAAUUAUAAGGGAGGCAUUUACUUGAAAUUUGUCAAUGACAAACGCUAUGAGCGAAAUGCGAGGCAGUGAAUGUUCAAAAUUCGAACUAAUUUCGAAGGGCACCGGUAAAAUUAAAAAUGCGACAACUAUCUUUAUAUAAUAAAAAGUAUUUAAAAUUAA
Molecule: messenger RNA, 4032 nt
Organism: Bactrocera oleae (olive fruit fly)
Lineage: Eukaryota; Metazoa; Arthropoda; Insecta; Diptera; Tephritidae
Product: cytochrome P450 6g1-like
Biological process (GO): response to DDT; insecticide catabolic process
Molecular function (GO): monooxygenase activity; iron ion binding; oxidoreductase activity, acting on paired donors, with incorporation or reduction of molecular oxygen
Source: RefSeq, a predicted model, not a curated record